GCACCACUAGCAAGAACACAAAGCCACCCUUACCAGUAACUAUAGAGGAACUGCAAAACCAGUUAACGACUCUAGACCCUGAAUUACAGCUACAAUUACCUAUUAAAGCAUAUAUAGAUAUCGAAACAACACUAGAUAAAAACCAACAACAGCAAAAGCAAACAAUAUAUAAUAACAUCAUUAGGAGACAGAAAAAUUUUACAGACCAUACAACAAGGAUGAUCGAUAGCAUUUUAAAAAAGAAGCACCAACAUAUCCAAUCUAUCAAUAUUGUAGCAUCUUCGGCAGUCAUCACUGAACCUACAGCAAUUAAAGCAGAAACCUCAAAACACUUUGAGUCAUAG
Racocetra persica is the source of this 344-nucleotide messenger RNA. The record is from the annotation of a GenBank genome assembly. Lineage: Eukaryota; Fungi; Glomeromycota; Glomeromycetes; Diversisporales; Gigasporaceae.